UGGAAUUGAACCCGCGCAUGGAUAUAUACUACAGCAAGAAGAUUUGAAGAGAGAAAAUAGAAGACUAAAAUGAUGGUGGAGAAGAGUCAUGCUCCUUUGUUUGAAACGAAGCCAGCCAAGAACCUCUUCAUCUUCAGAUCGUACGCAGUGUCCGUCUUCGCCGGCAUCAUCUUCAUCUUCUGCUACCGAGUUCAUCACUUGCCGGAGCCGAACACGGCCGCGAGGUGGGCUUGGCUCGGAGCUUUCUUCUCCGAGCUCUGGUUUGUUAUUUACUGGUUCGUCACAGUCGUCGUCAGAUGGAACCCCGUGCAUCGCCGCACCUUCAAGGACAGGCUUUCUCAGAGAUACGAGAAGGUUUUGCCGGGGAUAGACAUAUUUGUCUGCACGGCGGAUCCUGUGAUCGAGCCACCGACCAUGGUGAUCAACACCGUCUUAUCAGUCAUGGCGUACAAUUAUCCGCCGGACAAGAUGAGCGUCUAUCUCUCCGACGACGGCUGUUCUGACCUUACCUUCUAUGCAAUGCUUGAAGCUUCUCUGUUCUCCAAGAAAUGGCUCCCCUUCUGUAGGAAGUUUAAUGUUGAACCGAGGUCACCGGAGGCCUAUUUCAAAAGCACCGCCGCAUCUCUAGAUGAUUCUCUCAAGCGGCAGGAGUGGCUGUCGAUGAAAAACUUAUAUGAAGACAUGAAGCAACGGAUCGAAGCAAUGGCUGAGCUGGGACGUGUUACAGACGACAUGCGGGAGCAACACAAAGGAUUUCUCGAAUGGGACUCCGUCUCCAGCCGAAGAGAUCAUCAAACGAUUUUUCAAAUUCUAAUUGACGGGACAGACUCUACAGCAGUGGAUGAUGAAGGACAACCUCUUCCAACUCUCGCGUACCUAGCAAGAGAAAAGAGACCCCAAUACCAUCAUAAUUUCAAAGCAGGAGCGAUGAAUGCAUUGAUCAGGGUCUCGUCGAAGAUCAGCAACGCGCCCAUCAUCCUUAACGUGGACUGUGACAUGUACUCGAACAACUCGGACUCAGUGAGGGACGCACUUUGCUUCUUACUGGACGAAGAGAAUGGUCAUGACAUUGCUUAUGUACAGUAUCCACAGAACUUCGAUAACCUCACAGAGAACGACCUAUACAGCAGUUCCUUGGGGCUAAUCAAUCACGUGGAGUUUCAUGGACUCGACGGCAAUGGAGGCCCUAUGUACAUUGGCACCGGGUGCUUUCACCGCAGAGAUGCACUGUCCGGGAGAAAGUAUACACCGGAAGGUGAGACAGAUUCCUUGAAGAGGGAGCGCCACGACCAGAAACAAGACAGCGCACGUGUUUUAGAGGAAACAUGCAAAACACUGGCUGAUUGUGCAUAUGAAGAGAACACUGAUUGGGGAAAGGAGAUGGGCUUAAACUAUGGGUGCACGGUGGAAGACGUGCUUACUGGUUUAUCAAUGCAAUGCCGAGGUUGGAGAUCAGUCUUUUUCAAACCAGAAAGGAAUGCCUUCAUGGGAGUCGCUCCCACAACGUUGUUGCAGUCCCUAGUCCAACAUAAGCGAUGGUCCGGGGGCGAUUUCCAGAUCACCCUCUCGAGGCACUGUCCUUUCUUGUAUGGACAUGGCAAGAUCCCUCUGAAGCUUCAAAUUUGCUACUGCAACUACUUGCUGUGGGCUGCAAAUUCCUUACCGAGUCUGUUCUAUGUGACCGUCCCGUCGCUCUGUCUCCUCCGAGGCAUCUCCUUAUUCCCCAAGGUGUCGAAUCUUUGGGGUUUACCCUUCAUGUAUGUCAUCGUGGCGACUAUGGUGUACAGCGCCACCGAAUUUAUGUGGACAUGCGGAAGCACGCUACGCGGAUGGUGGAAUGACCAAAGAAUGGGCUUGUACCGGAGAACAACUUCCCAUCUCUUCGGCUUCUUGGACAACAUCCUAGGGCUGCUUGGUGUCACCAAGUCCACUUUCGUCAUCACCGAGAAAGUGGCAGGCGAUGACGUCUCAAAGAGGUACGAACAAGAGCUCAUGGAGUUCGGCACACCCUCGCCCAUGUUUAGCGUUCUAACAACCAUAGCCCUGAUCAAUGUGUCGUGCUUAAUCGGCACAAUGCUGAGGUUAGUGAUGCACGGCCAUGCUGUAGACCAGCUCGCCAUGCAGAUUGGCUGGUGCGGUUUGCUGGUCUAUAUAAACCUGCCUCUGUACAACGGGCUUUUCUCCCGAGAAGACGAGGGGAGAAUGCCCACCUCGGUCACCUACAAGUCCGCGAUAUUUGCUCUAGUAGCUUUUGCCUUAGCCUGGGUGUGAUCUACCAAGCUACUGUAACUUCAUGAAUAACUAGAUCAUUUCCUAGUACAUGAUAUUAAGUUGGAGAUAAUGAGGAUGUAUAACUCCCAUUAUUGGCAAACUCUCAGGGUCAUAUGAAUGUAUGGUUUUGGAAAGGCAACAAAACUAGGUAACCUAUACUCUUUGAGCACCCAAACUGAAGCACACAAAGU
Molecule: messenger RNA, 2462 nt
Organism: Eucalyptus grandis
Lineage: Eukaryota; Viridiplantae; Streptophyta; Magnoliopsida; Myrtales; Myrtaceae
Product: cellulose synthase-like protein E6
Exons: 8
Coding region: 70-2271 (733 amino acids)
Biological process (GO): plant-type primary cell wall biogenesis; cellulose biosynthetic process
Cellular component (GO): plasma membrane; trans-Golgi network
Molecular function (GO): mannan synthase activity; cellulose synthase (UDP-forming) activity
Source: RefSeq, a predicted model, not a curated record